Messenger RNA from Geodia barretti, 827 nucleotides. NCBI's taxonomy places the organism in Eukaryota, Metazoa, Porifera, Demospongiae, Tetractinellida, Geodiidae. The record is from the annotation of a GenBank genome assembly.
CCACCAACAUGACCAAUCAGAACACACCUGAAUACCUCAACAAGAUCAAGAUUGUUGUAUGUCUGUGGACUGAAGAUAGCGCUAAACAAAGUACCAUUUGUAGUUAACAGUAUAUAUUAUAACUUUAGCCCUGGCAGAAUUGUAAACACACCAUACCAUGUAACUUAGGCAGUCCUUGCAGCAGUGGGCAUUAAAUAGAAUACCCGCACCUGCUGGGAAUGUAACCAGAUCGCUUCAUAGCACUUUGACCGUUAGCUAUGCAACCACUGUCAGUAGGUACUGUAUGUACCACAGCCUAUGAACUUAUCAUCCACUUUUCCUGACAAAAGUGUUGGGUAUAAUAUGAUGUAACAUUUUCAUAUCUCUCCCCCUCCUCCCAGCUCUCAGUACUGAAGGAUCAAUACUGUAUGAUACUGUGUGAGACGGAAUUGAACCACAAACAAGUCAAAGCCUUCAGUCAGAGAAUUGACGAGGACUACACUUUACACAUGCUGGCAGACAACCUGCCGGCAGCCACAGUGUUCAAGAACCUAAAGAGUGGAGAGCUGCAGUACGAGGACGGGUUCAAACUCGGGUUCUCCUACACGAGUCACGUCGUCAUUAACAACCACCUCAAGAUCAGGAUCAAGUACCACGCGGUCCCCAAUGUUUGCAAUGUUUGGAAUGUUGUCUCCAGCCAGUCGAGGAGCUCUAAUGACAGCCGCCAUUGUUCUCUUCAUGUUCAUGGGAGCGGCUGCAGGCUACCACGCUGCCAGACUCUACAAGACCCUGAAAGGCUCCGACUGGAAGAAGGGAGCUCUUCUGACUGCCACUCUCUAUCCCUCCAC